AUGCUGCCCUACAUCAAUCUCCCUUUUCAGUAUGCUGCUGGCAUGUUGGGAGCUUCAACAGAUGAACUCAAGCUCAUCACCUCCUUUUUGCUCUCAUACCCGCUUGCUGGGCUGUUGAAGCGGGUCCCAGACGACAAGCCAUACCUGAAGAACCUCUUCACAAUAGGUGUAUCUACAUUCUACCUGGUUGGACUCUUCGACUUAUGGAGCGGCGUAAGAACCCUAGCUAUAAGCUCCAUCGGCGCCUAUUCCAUCGCACAAUAUGUUGAUGGGCCUUUCAUGCCAUGGAUUGGCUUCGUUUUCCUCAUGGGGCAUAUGUCCGUGAGCCAUCUAGCACGUCAGUGGGUGAAUGACCCUGGAGCUGUGGAUAUCACAGGUGCACAAAUGGUUCUCGUUAUGAAGCUUACGGCUUUCUGUUGGAAUGUGGCGGACGGUCGACUACCAGAGAAAGACCUAUCCGAUUUUCAGAAAGAGAGAGCCCUUAAGAAGCUCCCAAGUCUCCUAGACUUUGCAGGUUAUGUUUUGUAUUUCCCAGCUCUUUUUGCAGGCCCGGCUUUCGACUAUGUGGACUACAGACGCUGGAUCGAAACUACAAUGUUCGAAGUUCCACCUGGGGUGUCACCUUCAAAGAAGGCUCCAACGCGAAAGAAGAGAAAGAUUCCUCGGAGCGGUACUCCUGCUGCUUGGAAGGCAGCAACAGGACUUUUCUGGAUUCUGCUGUUCUUGAAAUUGAGCGGCUGGUACUAUCCUAAUUUAUUAACUGGCGACAAAUAUAUGACCUAUGGUUUUGGUCACCGGAUCUGGCUUCUUCAUAUGCUUGGGUUUACCACCAGACUGAAGUACUACGGUGUAUGGGCUCUCACGGAAGGUGCCUGUAUUCUUUCUGGUCUUGGUUACAAGGGUAUUGAUCCAGUGACUGGGAAGGUAUCAUGGGAUCGACUACGAAAUGUGAAUCCUUGGGGUGUCGAAUCUGCUCAGAAUACCAGAGCAUACCUGGGAAAUUGGAAUAUGAACACGAACAAUUGGUUACGAAACUACAUCUACCUCAGAGUAACUCCUAAAGGAAAGAAGCCAGGAUUUCGUGCUAGCAUGGCAACUUUUGUCACCAGUGCAUUCUGGCAUGGAUUUUAUCCCGGUUACUACUUGACAUUUGUCCUUGCGAGUUUCGUACAGACAAUAGCAAAGAACUGCCGACGCUACUUCCGUCCUUUCUUCCUCGACCCCAAAACUACCCAACCAACAUCAUACAAAAUCUACUACGACAUCUUCUCCUACCUUAUAACCCAGCUAACUUUCUCCUUCACCACUGCGCCCUUCGUUCUCCUCACGCUUCCAGCCUCCUUCCUAGUCUGGGCACGGGUCUACUUCUACGUCGUAAUCCUCACCGCUCUUGCAACCGCCUUCUUUGCUUCGCCCGCCAAAGCCAUUCUCAUCAAGAACCUCAACAAGAGAGCAGGGACCACUGGCCCACUGCAGAGGACGCAUAGCCAAGAUAGUCUGGCGAGUAAGGAGCCCGUGCUUGGACUGCCCAGUGAGCCGCAGAAGGAUUUGGAGGAGUUGAUGGAUGAGGUCAAGAGGGAGAUGGAGGCGAGACAGAGGAGGGGUAGUUUGAAGAAAGCGGCUACUGUGCCGGCGGGGAAGGCGAAGGCGAUUUGA
Molecule: messenger RNA, 1656 nt
Organism: Cadophora gregata
Lineage: Eukaryota; Fungi; Ascomycota; Leotiomycetes; Helotiales; Ploettnerulaceae
Gene: ALE1
Product: lysophospholipid acyltransferase
Exons: 5
Coding region: 1-1656 (551 amino acids)
Biological process (GO): lipid modification; glycerophospholipid biosynthetic process
Cellular component (GO): endoplasmic reticulum; membrane
Molecular function (GO): 1-acylglycerol-3-phosphate O-acyltransferase activity; 1-acylglycerophosphocholine O-acyltransferase activity
Source: RefSeq, a predicted model, not a curated record